Messenger RNA from Bipolaris victoriae FI3, 1173 nucleotides. RefSeq lists its product as hypothetical. Bases 1 to 1173 code for a protein of 390 amino acids. The record is from RefSeq and is a predicted model, not a curated record. The transcript has a single exon. NCBI's taxonomy places the organism in Eukaryota, Fungi, Ascomycota, Dothideomycetes, Pleosporales, Pleosporaceae.
AUGGACGACAUCAUUUUCUCUCAGCCAGCAAGCCAACCAGCCCAGAGUCAAGCUCCUCAGUCGCCACACAAACCAGCAUCGUCAAAAGAUGUCGCAGUGCCGACUACCCCAUCCAAAUCUCUAGCCUCCCGACCAAAGAACAGUGCGAUUCCCAGAUCACCACGCCCUCAUCUUCCUUCCACACCCCCUGCACCCCCAGAAGACCACACCUUCCUACCCGCCACGCGCCACGCUCUCGAACAAGCCCUCGGCAAAGCCUCACUAGACCGUCACGAAGUCCUCCUCCAACAAGACAAAGAGCACACUCAAGACUACAUCGCGCAGCUCCAAGACGCCGUCAAACAGAAAAACGGUAUCACGCCGUCGACGCACGAGGCGCUUCUUUGCCGGGAAGUCACUAUGUGGAAAGCCAAAGCGCAGGAGAUGGAUGAGAGCGCCAAGACGGAGAUGCAGUUGUUGAGGGAGUGUAAUGGGAGGAUGGAGGAGGAGAUGAUUGCGCUUCGGGCGGUGGCGGAGGGGCUGAGGAGGGAGGGUGAGGGGUUGAAGGAGGAGGUGGAGAGGUUGAGCAAGGAGAAUGAGGCGUUUAAGAGGGAGAAUGAUGGGUUGAAGGCAGAUAUGCAGAAGGGUCCAAGAGAAGAGGAUGAGGAGCGGAUGCUACUUAUUACGGACCUUGAGGGUGAUAAAGAGGAGAUGCAGCGCUUGCUUGAUGAGGUGAUGGAUCAGAAUGAGGGGUUGAAGGGUGAGGUUAAGAAUUUGAAGGACGAGGCGAAGAAGUUGAAGGAAGAGGUGAAGAUGCUGAGGGGUGUUGCGAAAGAGCAAGGUGGUGGGGGUGGGGAGGGUAAGAAUAGUAAGGAUGAUAAAGUGGAGAAAAGGAAGAUCAAGAACAUAAAGAGGAGGGAAAGGGACAGGAAGCGCAGAGACCAGGUACUGUUUAAGGAGAAUAUGCAGUUGGCGGCUAAGCUUGCGGAGGUGGAGAAGCAGAAGAGUGGUACGAGUGAGGAGGGUCUGGAGGCUGAGGAUGAGGUUUGGGAGGGAUUUCAGGACAGUGAUGAGGGUGGUGAGAUGGUACAGGAGAAGGAUGAUGCUAGGUCUGCUGAGAGAAGUAAGAGUAAGAAGAGUAAGAAGAAGAACAAGGGGAAGAAGGGGAAGAAAGUUAUCAAGGAGGAACGGUGA